Athene cunicularia (burrowing owl) is the source of this 1008-nucleotide messenger RNA. RefSeq lists its product as uncharacterized. The transcript is spliced from 3 exons. The record is from RefSeq and is a predicted model, not a curated record. NCBI's taxonomy places the organism in Eukaryota, Metazoa, Chordata, Aves, Strigiformes, Strigidae. The coding region runs from base 208 to 1008 and encodes 266 amino acids.
UGCUGGUUUAUCCCUGCCUAAAUGAUGUUAAAAAGAAGUUGCUGCUGUGGGGAAAAGGCCUUUUUUUUUUUUUUUUUUACACACAUUACAUUUCUUCCUUGCUAGACAGUGGGAAUACGGCCACUAACAGACCCACAUUCAUCAUUCUCGUGACCAGGGCGUAUCUGAUUUCCUGACAGGCCAGGCAGUCAGAAGUCUCUGGGUGCAAUGCAGGUCUAUAACAAUCCAACACAGGUUGGAGUAUCCAGGAGCCCAGCCCUGGGGCCCAGGCGGGGCCGUGGAGCUCCCGGUGCAAGCCAGGGCUGCCCUCAUGCUGCCCUGCUGCUCUGUCUGGGGCGGUUUAGGGGCCCCGGGAGCUCUGUCCUUCCAGGGGGGUUGUGCUGUGCCAGCUGCAGGGGCUGCAGAGCCGGGGGCAGUGUCCGUGGCCCGUGUCCGUGGCCCAAGCGGCGGGUUUCCCCGUGGGGCUCUGGCUCCUGUGACAUCACAGAGGAGAAGUCCCCGAGGGUGUCACCAGGGUGCUGGGCGGCAGCACCCGCUGCAGUCCGGCUCGGGCCAGCGACCAUGGCUGUGGGCAUCACCCGCGUCCUGAUGGUGCUGACCGUCCUGCAACACAUGCUGAGAAUGGAUGACCAGAGUGACCCGGCCACACAAGACCUCCUGCAGCAGCGUGAGAAGCAGCAGCAGCAGGAGAUGACCUGGCUGAUGGAGCAGAUGGAGCAGAGGAGCCAGGAGCUGUGUAGCCUCACUCUGGUAGGCAUGCUCCCCGCUGUCUGCCAGCACUGGUGGUUUUGGGCCUCUGCCGAAACCCUGCUCCUGCUCUUUGAGCUCUACCAGCUGCGCAGGCAGAGGAGCGCUGUCUCCAACAGCAGCAGCCAGCAGGGAAGCUGCAGCGGUGCCAAGGAGCAGAGAGAGGAGGGGGACUGGGAGGGCAAAGCAGAGCCCUGUGACUCUGGGUCGAGAAAAGCCUUUGCUGCAUCUGCCAAGCCCUUUCCAAGAACUCGUCUCUGA